This is a messenger RNA of Neogale vison (American mink), 1150 nucleotides long. RefSeq names its product RNA guanine-7 methyltransferase activating subunit (gene RAMAC). Lineage: Eukaryota; Metazoa; Chordata; Mammalia; Carnivora; Mustelidae. Gene Ontology annotation, molecular function: RNA binding. Bases 149 to 505 code for a protein of 118 amino acids. Gene Ontology annotation, biological process: RNA 5'-cap (guanine-N7)-methylation. The record is from RefSeq and is a predicted model, not a curated record. The transcript is spliced from 4 exons.
UGGGGCGAAUGUCGGUUUGUCGCUCGAGUGGCUGCGUUACCUGGAAAGCUGAAGUGGCGGACGAUCCUUUGGCCGCGGUGUGGGCCGGAGAGGUAGAGGGUCUCUGCAGAAAUACUACUCGGCCUGCCGAACCCAGCUGAAUUUCAGGAUGACAGACACUUCUGAAGCUGUUCCCAACUUUGAAGAGAUGUUUGCCAGCAGAUUCACAGAAGCUGACAAAGAGUACCAGGAGUACCUGCAACGCCCUCCCGAGUCCCCGCCGAUCGUCGAGGAAUGGAAUAGCAGAGCCGGUGGGAACCAGAGAAACAGAGGCAGUCGGUUGCAAGAUAACAGACAGUUUAGAGGUAGGGAUAGCAGACGGGGGUGGCCAAGUGACAAUCGAUCCAAUCAGUGGCACGGACGAUCCUGGGGCAACAAUUACCCGCAGCACAGACAAGAACCUUACUACCCCCACCAAUACGGACACUAUGGUUACAACCAACGGCCUCCCUAUGGUUACUACUGAUGGAAACGUCAGCAGCUUUUUGUGAAAUCAUUUCCUCUGUUAACAUGACAAAAGUUUGUGUGUAUCUUCUGUUGGUCAUAGUUUUAUAUCUGAUUUCAGAAAGUGGAUUAUAAACUUUUUGGAACUUGUGACUUAAAAAAAAAAAAAAAAAAAAAAAAAGAUCUUACUAGAGAUGUGCUGGUUCAGUAUUCCCCUAAAAAGGUUGUGGAUUCCAUUGCCUGACUUCUACCUCAGAUUCUUCUUUGUUUCAUGACUUAAUAGUGCUUUGAAAUUGGUGUCUGUGUUCCUUGUUUGACCUCCAGGAGUUCGGUCUUUGUUUUACAGAGAAAUAAAAAUUAUAAAGUGGAAAAUGCUUGAUUUUACUUUGUAAGAUAAGGAAGUAUCCAUAUACUCAGAUUUUCUCAUUCCCAAAUUUUUACAGCGGUUACUACAGUCAACCCCCGAAUGCACAACUAUGCGCACUUGUAACGUGUUGUACAUGGCAUCAGCAGUUGAAGGUAAAACGACUGUAGAUGCUUCUUUUUGGCUUUCGUUGUUGUGACUGUGGUACUUUUUAUCAUUACUCCGGGUAAGAGUGAUGUCCACAAUCGCUUUGGUCUCUUUUUAGAGGAUGUCAGAAAUAAAACCUUGAACUGGGGAAGGGAA